Molecule: messenger RNA, 4740 nt
Organism: Candida albicans SC5314
Lineage: Eukaryota; Fungi; Ascomycota; Pichiomycetes; Serinales; Debaryomycetaceae
Gene: YCF1
Product: ATP-binding cassette glutathione S-conjugate transporter
Exons: 1
Coding region: 1-4740 (1579 amino acids)
Biological process (GO): transmembrane transport
Cellular component (GO): membrane
Molecular function (GO): ATP hydrolysis activity; ATP binding; ABC-type transporter activity
Source: RefSeq, a predicted model, not a curated record
AUGGAACAAAUAGAAGUGAUAUCUUCAUCUUCUUCAUCUUCUUAUCUAUCUAAUAGUUGGAAUUAUAUCAAUCAUCUUCCAUUAUUCUCCUUAUCAUCAUCUAAUGAAUUUACAACCAUCACAAACAACCACAAUAACAACACUUCAUCUCAAUAUCAAGGUUUAAAUAAAUGGUUAAGUUGUAAUACCCAAGAAGAUGGUUGGGGUCCAUUAUCUUCUACUUAUAAUGAUUUGACUCCAUGUUUUUUACAAGGUAUUUUAUUUGGUAUUUCAGCAAUUUUAAUGAUAUUAGUUGGGAUUUAUCAAAUUAUUUAUCUUAGAAAUAAAAAAAUUACUGUUGGUAAUAAAAUUAAUUGGAAUUUUUAUUUGAAAUUAUUUUUAGUUGUUAUUCAAAUUGGUUUCCAAAUUGGAUUAAUUUUAGUGUUUAAUAAUGAUAUUGGUAUUAUUAAAUUAUCUUUAAUACUCAAUUCAAUUGCUACUAUGGUUGCUCUUGGUAUUCAUUAUUUAGAACAAUUCAAAUCGACUAUUCCUAAUGGUGUAUUAUUAUUUUAUUGGUUAUUCCAAGUGAUUUUAAAUUUAGCAAGAAUUGGUAAUCUUUAUUUAAGAAAUAGUUUUGGCAAAAAUAAUGAUAAAGGUUUUGCAAAUUUAGUCAUUUUAUCCACGAUAAAUGCUUUUAUUAUUUUAAUUGUGGAAAUCCUGUUUCCUAUACAACCAUUAAAUAAUUAUUAUCAUCGGGUUUCUUUAAAAGAAUCACCACUUGAUCAAGCUAAUGUAUUUUCAAGAAUUACAUUUGAUUGGAUGGGUGGAUUAAUGAAAAAAGGGUAUCAUAAAUAUUUAACUGAAGAAGAUUUACCUUCAUUACCUAAAUCUUUAAAAGCCAAUAAAACUACUAAAGAUUUCGAUCAUUAUUGGAAUGCUCAAUCUACUAACAAUAAAUCAUUAACUUGGGCCAUUGCUCAAGCUUUUGGUGGUCAAUUCUUGUUGGGUGGUAUUUUUAAAGGUGCUCAAGAUGCAUUAGCUUUUGUUCAACCUCAAUUAUUACGUUUAUUAAUUAAAUUUGUCAAUGAUUAUUCCAAAUCAGUUAAAAAAGGUGAUCCUAUACCUUUAACUCGUGGAUUAUUGAUUUCUGUUUCCAUGUUUAUUGUUUCCGUAGUACAAACAGCUUCAUUACAUCAAUAUUUCCAACGAGCAUUUGAUUUAGGUAUGAAAAUUAAAUCAUCAUUGACAUCAGUUGUUUAUAAUAAAUCUUUAGUGUUAUCAAAUGAAUCCAAACAAGAAUCAUCAACGGGUGAUAUUGUUAAUUUAAUGUCAGUUGAUGUUCAAAGAUUACAAGAUUUAGUACAAAAUUUACAAAUCAUUUGGUCAGGUCCUUUCCAAAUUUUAUUAUGUUUAUAUUCAUUACAUGAAUUAAUUGGUAAUGCCAUGUGGGCCGGAGUAGCCAUUAUGAUAAUUAUGAUUCCGUUAAAUGCUGUUAUUGCUAGAACUCAAAAACGUUUACAAAAGACACAAAUGAAAUAUAAAGAUGAAAGAUCAAGAUUAAUUAAUGAAAUUUUAAAUAAUAUCAAAUCAUUAAAAUUAUAUGGUUGGGAACAACCUUAUUUAAAACAAUUGAAUUAUGUUAGAAAUGAAAAAGAAUUGAAAAAUUUGAAAAAAAUGGGGAUUUUCAUGGCAUCAUCUAAUUUCACAUGGAAUUUAGCUCCAUUUUUAGUUAGUUGUUCGACAUUUGCUGUGUUUGUAUGGACUUCAAAUAAAAGUUUAUCCACUGAUUUAGUGUUUCCAGCAUUAUCGUUAUUUAAUCUUUUAUCUUUCCCCUUGGCAGUUGUUCCAAUGGUCAUUACUAAUAUUGUCGAAGCUCAAGUUGCCAUUGGUAGAUUAACGAAAUUUUUAACUGGAUCAGAAUUACAAACCGAUGCCGUUAUAAGAUCACCUAAAGCUAAAAAUAUUGGUGAUACAGCGGUUCUGAUUAAAAAUGGGACAUUUUUAUGGUCUAAAGCCAAAGGUGAACAAAAUUAUAAAGUUGCCCUUUCAAAUAUCAAUUUAACUUGUAAAAAGGGGAAAUUGGAUUGUAUUGUUGGUAAAGUUGGUUCAGGGAAAUCAUCAAUUAUUCAAGCCAUUUUAGGUGAUUUAUAUAAAUUAGAUGGUGAAGUCAAUUUACAUGGUAAAGUGGCUUAUGUUUCUCAAGUCCCAUGGAUCAUGAAUGGUACCGUAAAGGACAAUAUAUUAUUUGGUCAUAGAUAUGAUCCUCAAUUUUAUCAAAUUGUAUUAAAAGCUUGUGCUUUAACAGUUGAUUUAAGUAUUUUACCCAAGGGUGAUAAAACUGAAGUUGGUGAAAAGGGGAUUUCACUUUCUGGUGGUCAAAAGGCAAGAUUAUCAUUAGCAAGAGCAGUUUAUGCUCGAGCCGAUGUUUAUUUAUUAGAUGAUCCAUUAAGUGCCGUUGAUGAACAUGUUGGGAAACAUUUAACUGAUCAUGUUUUAGGUCCUAAUGGUUUACUUAAAUCUAAAUGUAAAAUUUUGGCCACUAAUAAUAUUAAAGUUUUAAGUAUUGCUGAUACUUUAAAUUUGGUUAGUGAUGGAAGAUUAAUAGAACAAGGAACUUAUGAUGAUAUUAUGAAACAAGAAUCUAGUAAAAUCCGUCAAUUGAUUGAAUCAUUUGGUAAGAAAAAAGAUGAUUCCCCAACUCCAACUCCAUCAAGUCAAACUGACACUAAUAAUGAAGUUGAAAUCAAAAUUAAAGAUGAUGAUAUUAAUUUAGAUGAUUUGGAUUCAGAAUGUGAUUUAGAAGUUGAAAGUUUAAGAAGAGCUUCAGAGGCUUCAUUAGUUGUUGAUGAUGAAGAACGUCAACUUGGACCUCCUGAAGAAGAAGAAGAAGAUGAAGACACUAAAGCUAGAAAAGAACAUCUUGAACAAGGUAAAGUCAAAUGGGAAGUUUAUGGAGAAUAUGCCAAAGCAUGUGGUCCAAUUAAUGUUGUUAUUUUCUUAGGGUUUGCUCUUGGUUCUUAUUUGGUCAAUGUUGCUUCGACAUUUUGGUUAGAACAUUGGUCAGAAAUCAAUACUAAAUAUGGAUAUAAUCCUAAUGUUGGUAAAUAUCUUGGGAUUUAUUUUUUGUUGGGCAUUGGAUAUUCUUUAGCUUCAUUGAUUCAAAACACAUAUCUUUGGAUUUUUUGUACUAUUCAAGGUUCGAAAAAAUUACAUAAUAGUAUGGCUGUUAGUGUUCUUAGAGCACCAAUGACAUUUUUCGAAACUACUCCAAUUGGUAGAGUUUUAAAUCGAUUUUCUAAUGAUAUUUAUAAAGUUGAUGAAGUUAUUGGUCGAGUUUUCAAUAUGUUUUUCAGUAAUUCCAUUAAAGUUUUCCUUACUAUUGUGGUUAUUUCAUUUUCAACUUGGCCAUUUUUAUUCCUUAUUUUACCAUUAGGAGUAUUAUAUAUUUAUUAUCAGCAAUAUUAUUUAAGAACAUCACGAGAAUUGAGAAGAUUAGAUUCAGUUUCCAGAUCACCAAUUUUUGCCAAUUUCCAAGAAUCAUUAACUGGAGUUUCGACAAUUAGAGCUUAUGGUAAAGAAGAACGAUUCAAAUUUUUAAAUCAAUCAAGAGUUGAUAAAAAUAUGAGUGCUUAUCAUCCGGCAAUUAAUGCCAAUAGAUGGUUAGCUGUUAGAUUGGAAUUUUUAGGAUCAAUAAUUAUUUUGGGAGCCGCCGGAUUAUCGAUUUUAACAUUGAAAUCGGGUCAUUUAACUGCUGGAUUGGUAGGGUUAUCGGUUUCAUAUGCAUUACAAAUCACUCAAUCAUUGAAUUGGAUUGUUAGAAUGACAGUUGAAGUUGAAACCAAUAUUGUUUCUGUCGAAAGAGUAUUAGAAUAUUCUCGUUUGAAAUCUGAAGCAGCAGAGAUUAUUCCAGAUCAUCGACCACCACAAGAUUGGCCUCAACAAGGAGAAAUCAAAUUUAAUGAUUAUUCAACUAAAUAUAGACCUGAAUUGGAUUUAGUCUUGAGGAAUAUCAAUUUAGAUAUUAAACCAAAAGAAAAAAUUGGUAUUGUGGGUAGAACCGGUGCUGGUAAAUCAUCAAUUACUUUAGCAUUAUUUAGAAUAAUCGAAGCUUUUGAUGGUAAUAUCAAUAUUGAUGGUAUAGAUACAUCUUCAAUUGGAUUAUAUGAUUUAAGACAUAAAUUAUCGAUUAUUCCUCAAGAUUCUCAAGUUUUUGAAGGUACGAUUAGAUCGAAUUUGGAUCCAACUGAUGAAUAUACCGAUGAUCAAAUUUGGAAAGCCUUGGAAUUAUCUCAUUUGAAAGAUCAUGUUUUAAAAAUGCAUAACCAGAGGGAGACUACCGAGGAAGAAGAAGAAGAAGAAGAAAAUGGUGAAACUAAUCCAUUGUUGGUUAAAGUGAGUGAAGGUGGAGCUAAUUUAUCAAUUGGUCAAAGACAAUUAAUGUGUCUCGGUAGAGUCUUGUUGAAAUUAAAUUAUUCCAAUAUUUUAGUUUUAGAUGAAGCUACUGCUGCUGUUGAUGUUGAAACUGAUCAAAUAUUACAAGAAACCAUUCGAAAUGAAUUUAAAGAUAAAACAAUUAUUACUAUUGCUCAUAGAUUAAAUACAAUUUUGGAUUCUGAUCGUAUUUUAGUAUUAGAAAAAGGUCAAGUUGCUGAAUUUGAUACUCCAUCGAAUUUACUCAAGAAUAAAGAUUCAUUAUUUUAUGCCCUUUGUGAACAAGGUGGAUUUAUAAAUGAUGAACCUAAGGUGACAGCAAUAGAAUAG